CUUAGAACUUCUAUGCCCAGAAACCGUCGGCCCUUGCAGCAGCUACACAGUACAGCCUGAAGCCCCUCCCCCCCUAACGUCCCUCAGCCCCUGUGACAAACUGCCAUCGGCGGCUGCUGUGGGCAAGUAACUAGCCCCGCGCCCCCAACCCUUCAGAUGACGCCCUUUCCAACAUCACCUUCAGCCAGCUGGCCUGGUAUUUGAAGUCGUGAGACAUGAUAAGCCGGAGCCACAAUUGUCAGAAUAGUAUCCUGCAAGUGCAAGGACAUGAUCAGACAUUCUCUGUUGCCCGCAUCAUCACUGCCGCCUCGACCUUCAUGUUUAUCGUGACCUGCACGGCAUCUUGACGCCGCUCUUGAUUGCUACCGCCACGCCAUCUCCGUGACCCAUCAACAGACCACCCCGCCGUGAGCUUCGAUAUGUCUUCGCUGUUUACUGCCACUCUCCAUCCUGGGAUAGCCUUGGGUUUCUUGGUGAUCGGCGCAUCGCUUCACGACAUCCUCACACGACUGAAGGCUGAACCCCAUCGUUUCCCAAAGCUCGAUCUAGUAUACUCGCCCUCGCACCCCGUCACAGAGCCCGUCGUCCUCACGUUGCCGGCGAAUGGCAUCAGACUGCGCUUCGAUGGCUCCGAGCAGCGCUUGCGCCUAAUCGAGGUCAUCGACUUCACCAAGAACCGAAUAACCUACGGCCACCCUGAGAAGGACAUUGUAAAGCCCACAGCUGAUCAGGACAAUGCAUCGUAUAAGGGGGCUGGCGAGUCGACCGCUGGCCCCAACUUUAAGACAAUCUACCACAGGUUGAUGGGCCCAACCUAUGCCGGCGAGUAUAUACCGGCCGAAGAUGACAGCAAGACUGCUGUUGGCACAUACGUCUUGUCAUAUCCAGGCGUUGCUUUCAGCUUCCCGCUGCCUGAGCCGGCCUACUCACCCGAAAAGGAUGUAGUGUCGCUCUUGUCGUCCACGCAAAGCCAGACCGCGAGGUCGAUGGCUAUCUUCAACGGUAAAUCAUGGGCUGAGGCGCGCGAGACUUUAUGGACCGAACUGCUGCCGAGUGUCAAGUCCACGUAUCUGUUUAACAAGAGCAAGGAUAUAGUCCCAGACGAGAUCUCUCUAGUCAAGAUUCAUGGUGGCGGAAGAUUGCAGCUUUUUAAGAAAUGGACACCGGCAUCGGUAUGGAUAACCCUCGGCGAGACCACGCCACAGGAGCUGGUGGCGGAGCUGGGGCCUCCUGAUGCAAUAUACAGAAAGAACGACCAGAGGAUGUACAUCCAUAAGAACAGGACAGCAAGCCACAGCAGGUCUAGGUCAAAUGGCCCGGAUUACAAACGGCCUGAUGAUCUCACGGAUACCGAUCAGUCCUCCGCGCAUGCUGACUCAGAUGACACUGACGACGAAGCUAUCGAAGAUGAAUUCGUCGGCAACGUCUCGAAAGAGUGCUUCUAUAACUACUUCUACUUGGGUUUCGACAUUCUUGUGUCGCCACCAGUGCCCCCCUCGCCCCUUCCGCCUUCGCACGACGCCGGCAUGAAUGGCGACUUGCAUAUCAGCGACAAGUCGGUGAAAACCGACAACUCGGGUCGGCUCGUCGCCAGUAAACUAGUGUUACACGCCAACGUCCCUGGCGCAUACCCAUUCAACCGCCAUCGUCGUUGUCGGUGGGAGAUCGCCUACCUUUCGUCCCCUGCCCGAGACCUUCCGGUCGCAGACUCCGAAACGAGGUUUAACGACCUCGAGGAACGCUUGCGUGAGGAGUGGAGGAGUACGUACUCGUCCGACCACGACGCAAACAAACGCCAGCGUGGGAUGGUCCUGAAUCGAGGUUGGGGCGACAGUCCCGGCUCAAGCUGUGAGUUCCUCGGUGGUUGGGAGGACAGCAGCGGCGGCAUGGCGGCCAAGAAGUUCGAUGGGAACGAAGACUCGACAACAACCUUGUAUGGGUUCCCAGGCCUAGUGUUUGAGGUGUUGAAGAACGGGUUUGUUAGCGCCGUAACUGUGUUCUGAGACUACGUUAUAUGCCACAUGCUGUUGUUUCGGAUUUUGAUGGUCUCGGUGUUCAGCGGCGAUAGCUGUUCGCGUUAGCCAUGUGUUAAUGGGCAGCCUUGCAUCAGGCUGGUGGGCGGAUUCAUGGGCAGGGGUUGAGAGUAGCAACGUGUAGAUGAGUUUCUGAUUUCAUUAGACGCAUAGAAUACUGCUGCUUCUGAAAGCACACCCAAAGACAUUAUGAUCAGAGACUUACAAUGUUUACAAGUCAUUCAUCACUGAUAUACCCAAAAAGUCUUUGCUG
Molecule: messenger RNA, 2286 nt
Organism: Truncatella angustata
Lineage: Eukaryota; Fungi; Ascomycota; Sordariomycetes; Amphisphaeriales; Sporocadaceae
Exons: 3
Coding region: 420-2003 (527 amino acids)
Biological process (GO): Golgi to plasma membrane protein transport
Cellular component (GO): trans-Golgi network
Source: RefSeq, a predicted model, not a curated record